CAGACGUGAAAUCUUCAAAUCUACCAUCACAUUUUGAUAAAUAUUAUAUUACAUACAUACACAUAUUCUAUAUCAACUUUUGUCACCAAAAGAAUACGUGAAACCAUGGCUUCAGAGCAGCUGAUCAGGAGGAAUAAGAAUUACAAUAACAAGGCUCAUGAUCAAGUCGAGCAAGGUCAGGUCCCACAAGUAGCUCACUUUGAAUCACUCACCGUCAUGCAGGAACCAGGUGGGCAACCGGGUUCCGCCGCCGUAGUCCACCGUGUCGAAGAAACCAUGUAUGGCACAGCUGGUGGUGGCAUACACGAUCAAAGUAGAACACAGAGAUAUGACACCCAAGGCCAGAGGCAGCAGAAGGGUGCACAACAACAAAGUAGUGACCAAGCCAGAAAGAACAAUUAUGGUGCAACCCAAACAAAAGCAGAUCAUAAAGGUGCACUACAAGCUGGUGACCAGUCAAAAAAGAACAAUUAUGGCGCAACUCAAAGAAGUCAAUAUACUGCAGAAAAUACCAGUGGAUUCACAGAUGUGGGUAAACGUGGAGCAGUCGCCGGAAAAAAUAUUGCAAUGGAAACCGGACAGACUGCGGCAGAGUUUGCCGGUAAGGCUGCGGGUGUGGCAACGGAUGCGGCAGUCACCGGUACGAAUAUUGCAAUGGCAACCGGAAAGACUGCAGCUGAGUUAGCUGGCAAGGCUGCAGGUGUAGCGGCAGACGCGGCAGUCACCGGUACAAAUAUUGCAAUGGCAACAGGAAGAACUGCGGCCGAGUUGGCUACCGGUGCGGCAGUCACCGGUACAAACAUUGCAAUGGAAACCGGAAAAACUGCCGCAGGGUUAGCGGGUAAGGCUGCAGGUGUCGCGGUGGAUACAGCUGUUACCGGUACAAACAUUGCAGUGGAAACCGGAAAGACUGCCGCAGAGCUUGCGGGCAAGGCUGCAGGUGUGGCGGUGGAUGCAGCUGUGACCAGUAAAGAUGUUGCAGUAGGAACCGGAAGGACUGCCGGUAAGUUUGCCGGGAAGGCUGCAGGUGUGGCUGGGGACGCAGCUUUGGUUGCUGGGUGGAGCGCGGCAGAGUUUGCUAGUGACACAAAAGAAGGUGUAAAAGAGAGUAUGGAAAAUUUGAACUAUGGAGUAGCAAGAGCUGUGGAUGGUACUGCUGUGGCGGCGGAAACAGCUGCUGAAAAAGCACUCGGAGUUGCGGAAACUGCAGUUGAUGCCGGCAAAAAAGGGGCCGGUUAUGUCGGGCAGACAAUGGUUAGAGGAAAAGAUGUUACAUUGCAAACUGGAAAAACUACUGCUGGCUAUGUCGGAAAGGCUGCGGAGAGUGCGGCUGAGUUUGCUAGUGACACAUCAGCUGGUGUGAGGGAGACAGUUGAAAGCGUCAACUACGGAGUCGGAGGUGUUAUCGAAGGGGCAGCGGUGGCAGCCGAAAAGGUAGGAGGAACGGUACUUGGAGUAGCUGGAGCAGUAGUGGAUAUUGGGAAGAAAGGAGCUGGGUAUGUCGGAGGCGCUACUAAAGACGCAACUUUAGUAGCUGGGCGGAGUGCGGCCGAGUUGGCUAGUGGUGCGGCAGCUGGUGUGACGGAGUCUAUGGAAAAUAUAAAUUAUGGAGUUGGAGGAUUAGUAGAGGGUACAGCUUUGGCUACCGAAAAUGUUGCACGAAAAACAUUAAAUACUGUGGUGGAUGUGGGCAAGAAAGGGGUGGAUGUUGGCAAGAAAGGGGCUGGCUACAUAGGAGAAAAGGCCGUUGCGGGCAAAGAUAUCACGUUGGAGAGUGGAAAAGCGGCAGCUGGUUAUGUGGGUAAGGGAGUGGAAGUGGUGAAAGAUGCAGCUUUGGCUGGUGGAUGGGGUGCAGCAGAGUUGGCUAGCGACACAGCUGCGGGUGUAACCGAGUCGAUGGACACUCUGAACGAGGGGGUUGCAGGAUUGGUCGAGGGUACAGCUGUGACAACCGAAACCGUUGCACAAAAAACAGCCGAUACAGUGGUGGAUGUGGGCAAGAAAGGGGCUCGCUACAUUGGACAAAAGGCCGCUGCAGGCAAAGACAUUACGCUAGAGAGUGGAAAAGCGGCCGCUGGUUAUGUUGGUAAGGGAGCUGGAGUGGUGAAAGAUGCGGCUUUGGUUGGUGGAUGGAGCGCGCUUGAGUUAGCUAGCGACACAACAGAAGGUUUAUCAGAGUCGAUGGAAGAUGUCAAUGCCGGAGUUGCAGGGUUUGUCGAGAACGCAGCUGUCGCGACAGAAGUAGCAGCUGGGAAAGCAACUGGAUUAAAAGAUACUGCGGUAGAUGCGGGCAAAGAGGGGGCGAAUAUUGCGUUGGAAACAGGUAAAAAGGGGGCGGGUAUUGCGUUGGAAACAGGGAAAACUACUGCGGGGUAUGUUGGCAGGGCUGCGGACGCAGCUCGGGCAUCCGGACGGGCUGAAGGCGCACGGGGCGCAACCGAGUUUGCUAGUGACACAAAUGCUGGGGCAAAACCCAAGGGGAUUGUGAUGGAAAGAGAGAAGAUUACUAUUGAUUCUGCUCAAAGAGGGAAGACCGAAAAGGAGACCAAGAGAGUGUACAAUGAAGGUUAUCGUCAGUAGGGUAUGAAGGACAUAGCAAGUGGGUGAAUGGAAAGAGAUUUCAAAGGUGUUGGGACAUGAAGUUGGUGAAUAAUGUUGACAUAGUUGUGAAGGUUUUGUUUUAAUGUUCUGUAUAAGUGUCGUUUGGUUUUUGUUGAAAUAAAUUAUUAUGUAGUUUGCAACUGUUUCUUGUUUUGUACUAGUCAGUUUAGUUUUAGUAGUGUUAUUGGGCUAUCGAGUUUUGUUAUACCA
Helianthus annuus (common sunflower) is the source of this 2811-nucleotide messenger RNA. RefSeq names its product seed biotin-containing protein SBP65. The transcript has a single exon. The record is from RefSeq and is a predicted model, not a curated record. NCBI's taxonomy places the organism in Eukaryota, Viridiplantae, Streptophyta, Magnoliopsida, Asterales, Asteraceae. The coding region runs from base 106 to 2580 and encodes 824 amino acids.